This is a messenger RNA of Pelodiscus sinensis (Chinese soft-shelled turtle), 1226 nucleotides long. The record is from RefSeq and is a predicted model, not a curated record. Lineage: Eukaryota; Metazoa; Chordata; Testudines; Trionychidae.
AUGCCUGAGCAGCUGCUGGAAGGAGUUGGAAUGACUGUGAUGGAUGAGAUCACGGGACAGUAUAAGCUGCCAGAGGUAGGAAGCGGAUUAUUUUGGCGGGGGAGACUUGUAGACCCUUGGUAUAGGUUUUUGAGAGCAUUGGAAGUGUCACGCCAGAGUCCGAUUGCAUGUUGGUUUAGUGCUAUGCUCUACUGCUUUGGUGGGUCUGUUCUGUCUUCCUUGAUGCUUGCAGAGCCUCCUGUAGGGUUCCUUGCCAACAGCACUAAUAUCUUCCUGGCAUCUUCGAUCUGGUAUCUUGUAUUUUAUUGUCCACACGAUUUAGUCUACAGAUGUUUUUCCUUUCUGCCUCUUCGGCUGAUGGCUGCAGGAAUGAAAGAAGUGACUAGGACUUGGAAAAUAACAGCUGGAAUUGCACAUGCAAACAGCCACUUCAAAAACGCUUGGUUUGUCAUGGUAGCUGUUGGCUGGGCCAGAGGAGCUGGUGGUGGCUUAAUCUCAAACGUCGAGCAGUUGGUGAGAGGUGUUUGGAAACCUGAAAGCAACGAACUUCUGAAGAUGUCCUACCCUGUAAAAGUGACUCUGGUAGGUGCAGUGCUCUUCACGUUGCAACAUGCCCAGAACCUGCCGAUAGCGAGACACAACCUUAUGUUCUUUUACACCACCUUUCUAGUGGUCACAAAGGUAACUAUGAUGCUGACACAAUCUGCAAUUUCUCCAUUUGCUCCUUUUGAGGCUGUGCUGGGCCAAAUGCUCUUUGGUUGGCAACAAACUCCAUCUAAAGUAAAGAGUGAGGCCAGAGUAUCUUCCAAUGGAACUUCUUCAGGCUGUGACUCUGCUGCUGGAGAGGCCAGUGAAAGCAUUAAGAAAAGACAGGCAAAGAAAACCGAAUAAGUGAUGGGGAAAAAUGUCUCUUGUUACACGUGCCCAUAACACUUUAAAACAUUUAUAUUUCAAAUGAUGGGAAAAAGAAAAUGGUAGGUCAGGAAAUGCAUGGGACAACAGACUGGCAGCAAUGAUAAGCUUUGUGUAUUACUGUAAUGUAGUUAGCCUUUAAAGUAUAUUUUUAAAUUGCAAUUCAGAUAUUGGGAUUGUGUGUAUCAUGGUAGAUGUUUUUCAGCUAAAUGGCACUAAAGAAGAGAUUUUUAUAGUGAUGAUGACUUUACUAAAUGAGAAAUUUUUAUAUUUAUGAAAAAACUAUAUAACCCCCCCCCUCCAGAAGUUAGUAA